This is a messenger RNA of Oryza brachyantha (malo sina), 2709 nucleotides long. RefSeq names its product flowering time control protein FCA. The record is from RefSeq and is a predicted model, not a curated record. The transcript has 18 exons. Bases 134 to 2329 code for a protein of 731 amino acids. Gene Ontology annotation, cellular component: ribonucleoprotein complex; nucleus; cytoplasm. Lineage: Eukaryota; Viridiplantae; Streptophyta; Magnoliopsida; Poales; Poaceae. Gene Ontology annotation, molecular function: mRNA binding; protein binding.
GCCACGGGCUCUCGUCUCGUCUCGCCUGCUGAGUCGCCCUCUCCCGAGUCUCCUCCCUCCCCUCUCCUCUCCUGUCCUGCUGCUCGCCAGCCGCAAAACCCUAGCCACCGGCCUUUCCAUCCGCCCCUUCCACAUGCACCGCGGCGGCGACCGCUCCGCCGACCCCUCCUCCGGCCCCGCGGGCGCCGCUCGCGGCAGCGGGGAAGGCCGAUUCGGCCGCGGCCCUUCUCGCUGGUCAUCUGGCGGCGGCGGCGGCGGCGGUAGCGGCAGCCCGCCCCACCGCUUCUCCCGCGGCGGGGGCGACGGCGGCGGUGGCGGAGGCGGAGGCGGGAGGUUCCACCCGUACCGUGGUUCUUCUGACCACUCCGGCGGUGGAGGCUAUAGAGGCGGCGACUACGGGGAGCCCGGUAGCGGGCCGAGACACCGGUACGGCAGUGGCCGCAGUGACCACUCAGAUCAUGAUAACAGAAGUAACUAUGUUAAACUUUUUAUUGGAUCAGUUCCAAGGACAGCGACUGAAGAUGAUGUACGUCCUUUAUUUGAGGAGCAUGGAGAUGUCGUUGAAGUUGCUUUGAUCAAGGAUAGAAAGACUGGUGAACAGCAAGGUUGUUGUUUUGUUAAAUAUGCUACUUCUGAAGAGGCUGAGCGAGCCAUCAGAGCUCUUCAUAAUCAGUACACUUUACCUGGGGCAAUGGGCCCUAUUCAAGUCAGAUAUGCUGAUGGUGAAAGGGAACGCCAUGGAGCUAUUGAGCACAAACUGUUUGUUGCAUCACUCAAUAAGCAAGCAACUGCAAAGGAGAUUGAAGAGAUUUUUGCUCCAUAUGGUCAUGUGGAAGAUGUCUACAUUAUGAAAGAUGGGAUGAGGCAGAGCCGAGGUUGUGGCUUUGUCAAAUUCUCUUCACGAGAACCGGCACUGGCAGCCAUGAAUGCUCUCAAUGGGAAUUAUGUAAUGAGGGGGUGCGAGCAGCCAUUAGUAAUUCGGUUUGCUGAUCCUAAGAGACCUAGACCUGGAGAAUCAAGGGGUGGUCCUGCAUUUGGAGGUCCUGGUUUCAGUCCACGAUCUGAUGCAGCACUUGUUAUCAGGCCAACAGCAAAUCUUGAUGAACCAAGGGGUCGGCAUAUGCCUCCUGACUCUUGGCAUCCAUCAAGCCCAAGAUCAGCACCUCAUCAGUUUAAUAACUUUGGAUCUGACAAUCCUAUGGCUCCAAAAGGAGGCGCUGUUACAUCAUCAGCAGAUACGGCCACUUUUCGACCUCAGAUGUUCCCAGGAAAUGGCUCCUUGUCCAGUCAAACAGCUCUGCCAACUUCGUCACAUAUGGGCAUGAACCCUCCCAUGGCACAAGGCCAUCAUCUGGGAGGUCAGCAGAUCCAGCCAUUGCAAAAGCUACCAGCGCUACCUCAGAAUUUCCCUAUUCAAAUGCAGAAUGCUCAGCAAGGACAGCCCUUGCAGGGUCAACAGAUUGGGCAGCUUCAAGUUCCACAAUCUAUGGGUCCUGGUUCUUUUGGCCAGAAUAUGCUACCUGGUCAGCUUCCUGUGUCACAGCCAUUGAUGCAACAAAAUACUUCUGUUGGCACUGUACAGGCGCCUUCAGCUGUGUCCAAUUCCAUGCAAGCUAUUCCUGGGCAACAGCAUCUUUCCUCGAAUGUUCCACCACAAAUGCUUCAGCAACCAGUGCAGCAGAUGCCAUCGCAAGCACCACAAUUGCUACUUCAACAGCAAGCUGCUUUGCAAUCCAGUUAUCAAUCUUCACAGCAGGCGAUUUAUCAACUUCAACAACAACUGCAACUAAUGCAGCAGCAACAGCAGCAGCAGCAGCAGCAAACAAAUCUAAACCAUCAACAACCGACACAGGGACAACCGGUGCAAUCUAGUACCCCUGGUGCUCCAACUACCAUUAUCCCAUCAAGCAUUAAUAUAAUUCCACAGCAGGCUACUUCACCUGCAGUUCCUUUAACCUGCAAUUGGACCGAACAUACAUCUCCCGAAGGUUUUAAAUAUUACUACAAUAGCAUAACUCGAGAGAGCAAGUGGGAUAAGCCUGAAGAGUAUGUGCUGUAUGAGCAACAGCAGCAACAACAGAAACUUCUUUUGCUUCAACAGCACCAACAAAAACUUGCCAUGCAGCAACUUCAGUCACCACCUCAGGCUCAGACACAUCCAGCAAUGCAACCUAUCCAACAAAUUCCUCAGGCACAACAAGGACAACAACAAUUGCAGUUGAAACAGCAGGAGUUGAAUUAUACUCAGCUACAGGCUCCUGGUGCUAUUGAUCCCAGUAGGUUACAACAGGGAAUUCAAUCUGCACAGGAACGUGCAUGGAAAAGUUGAGACUGAAGGUGAAUGGUAAAACUUGUAGCCGAUACUCGGAAAUGAGGUCCACUAAACCCUGUUGCCUCGGCGCCAUCAAAUACCAUGACGGUGGCUGCUUGCUUUAGUGCCUCUGAGUGGUGGCCAAGCGGCCAUUGCCGAUCGCUGUAACUCUGGAUAUAGCUUAGAUUGAUGACGACUAAGAAAUUGUAGCUCCAAUCCGUGUAAAAUGUUUGCAGUCUAGGCAUUUUGUACCACUGUAACAUUUCUGCUGAUAGGAUUAGUUCGCUUUUCUUGCACCACAACCGCAGAGGUUCAGGUUCGGAUCGAACCCUUGUUUAUCGUCGCCAUGAUUUUGGGCAUUUCAUCUCCAACAUUCUAACCAUCAUCCUUCUCUUUCU